Vitrella brassicaformis is the source of this 2497-nucleotide messenger RNA. The record is from the annotation of a GenBank genome assembly. NCBI's taxonomy places the organism in Eukaryota, Vitrellaceae.
UGUUUGUCUGCUUGUUUGCUUGUCUGCUUGUCUGUCUGUCAAUUUGUUCGUCUGUUUGUUUGUUUGUUUGCUUGUCUGCUUGUCUGUUUGUCUGCUUCUCGUCCAGGACGGUGUGCCGGAGAGUCAGUCUAAGGCCGCAACGGGACGCCUCGCUCUUCACCGCACGGGCAAUCAGCUCACAGACGCCCAUGCGGUGCCCCGGUGCCACGGUAAAGCACCGCAUCGGGGGGUGCCCUCCCUUGCCCAGCACUCGAAAAUUGCCAAGCAUGGCCCGGCUGACCCCCUGCUGUGACGGGUGGGCGGUCUCUGGCUGCUUCUCCAUCUCCUCGCUGGGGGUGCAGAUUAUCCGCGCCGCCUCCGCCACAUAGCGGCCCACUGCUGUGUUGAUGCGGCCGCCGAUCGGCGAGUCGCCGAUGGGGAUGGGAGGGGGUGAGCUGUCUUUGGUGGGGUUCUUUUUGUUGAUGCACACCAGGGCGUCCGGUGGGAGGAUGGUGGGCUCCGUCCUGAAGGGGAUGCGCUGGGUGAGGGAGGCCAUGAUGCCGCGUGAGGGCUCCAGGGCCUUGUUGAUGGCGUCCAUCGCAAGCUGCGGGAUCGAUUUGUUGAGGAAGUGGGAGUAUGCGGCGAUGAGGGUCUUCUCAGCCGUCUCGCUGUCGUCCGACCUCUCGUCAUCGUAGGGUCGGUCAGGCCGAUAGCCGCACACCCCCGGCAGGGUCUGCAAACGCCUCCCGUGCCGGGGGGGGACCAGCCCAGCGGCCGACACUGACGCCCCACGCUCCAACAGUCGGACCAGCACAUCCUUGGUCGCGUCUGUGCUGCCGGCGAGCUUGCGCAGCAGGGUCACGCCGUCGCUGUUGGGCGUGUCCAGGUGCUGGGCGCCGUGGUGGAGCAGCCGCGUCACCGUGGUGGAGUAAUUCUGCUGGAUGGUGUUCAUCUCGUCGAGAUACGCGUGCCAGAGGGGCCGCUUGCCCUCCCCAUCCACCACGUUCACGACAUCCCGGCCCAGCUUGGCAACGAAGAAGUCGAUGAGCAGCUCCUGGCACUCGGGGUCGGUCAGCGGGUGCUGGCAGAAGCGAUGGAUGGGCUGCAUCCCAUCCUCCACCUCCGUCAGCACAGAUGCGUCACGAUCGGCGAUGCUCUUGAUGACGCUCAGCACCCCCUGCGGCUGUAGGGGACGGAACACGCGCCUGUCGUUGUCGUAGCCACCUGCUUGUGCGACGGCGUGUAGCAGCUUCUGUCCCCCUACUGCAGCGGCAUGCUGCGGGACGAGCAUGGCCUCCACCAAAUCCCAGUCGCCCUUCUUGGCCGCACGGCUGAGGGCGAUGGCACACUGCCCAUCCACAGCCGCAGGGCACCCCGCAGCGAGAAGCAGGCGCACGAGGUCGUCGGUGUCGUUGCCGCCAUGGUACUCGGCGACCAAAUCGAUGAGCGUCCGGGCGGCACCGCCAUUGGUCGCCGUGAUGACCUUGGGGUCGGCUCCAUACUGCUGUAUCAUGCAUCUUGCCGCUGCCGCCUUGAUGUCGCCGCACACAAUGCUCUUGGCCAGCUGCCGUGUGGCCUGAGAGGCGCCGUUGAAGGCGAUGGUUGUGGCGGAGUCGCGAGGGUUGCGGCCGAACGCUGAGGCGUUGUGGUCGAAACGGCGGAUCUGCACCUGGUCGGGCCAUGGGGCUGGGGGGCUCUGUGUUGUAGUGAGGGCGGUGAACGGCGCCGGGGGCUGGGGAGAGCUCCACACUGACGAGGAGGAAACCUGAAAGAUGAUUCCACACACGCACAGAAAGGCCAUGUGUUGUGUAUGUCCCGCAUAAUAUCUUGUGUGUUCCGGCCACCGACCUGUGAGGUGUCUUGAGCGUGCCAUACAGUGGUGUAUCUGGAGGAGGGCAUCGGGUCCCAGCCGCUGUCGCUGACCACCACGAACAAUGUGUCUGCAUCCACACAGACGCUGCGUCCCUCCUGACUGGUCGAGCAGAUCAUGGAGCCGCCGCCGAGUCCGAAUCCAGAGUACUGCCGUCGGGCCCUCUUCUUCUCCCGCUGCUUGAUCCUGCCGUCUGGGCCGACUAUGGCGUAGCAGUACACAUGGUCGCCCGUCGGCACAGCCGCGCUGAGGGUCCAGGUGUGCUGUCGCGCGACGUCUAUGCCUGUCGGACGCGCCAUCUUGAGCACCUUGCCUCCAAUAAUCAGCGCAACUGUGCCAAACACACACAUGGUGGACAUCACUCUGCCGCAUGCCUGCAUUCCGUUUCCUUUGCUGUCCGUACCUGCGUCGCCGGGCUCCAUCCGUGGUGCGCAGUAACCUGCGUCUUCUUUGAAGGUGACCGGCACCACAUGACUUGGUGCUUGAGGCUGCUCCGAUGCCGACGAAGCCAUACUACAAGUGAUGGUCACUGUUUUCUGAACUAAAGCCUAAAGAGGCCCUCCCUCUCGGCCGCCCGCCUCCGCGUCAUGCCGAAGGCUACAACCAUGAGGGAUCGAGAAAAGCAGAAAGAGCAGCAGUGAGGAGCAC